GGGCCUUGAGAGGAACCAUCCGGGAGUGCUAAUAAAAACCGCAACUUUAAGGAGCAAAGAGAGAGGAGAGAGGAGACAGUUUCUUCCUCUCCAAUUUUUGUUCUCCCAGCAUCGUCAGUAGUUACCUCCUCCUCAGUCCAAGAAACUUCCGCUUCCAGAUUCUGCCCGGGAAAUCAUAACAAUCUGAUCAAGAAAUGGAAAGCAAAAGCCGCAUUCCACCUCCUCAUUUUAGACGUCCUAUACCAGGCCCCGGCUUGGUGCACACUGAGUCAUUUGUGCCGGGAAUACGUCGUCCACCAGGUUCAUUUUCUCAAGUAGAUAUGUUGCCUCCCCCCCCAGAAGUUAUGGAGCAAAAGCUUGCUGCACAGCAUGUGGAGAUGCAAAGACUUGCUACAGAGAACCAGAGGUUUGCUAAUACACAUGGGGCAUUGAGACAGGAACUUGCUGCCGCGCAACAUGAUUUGCAGAUUUUACAUGCUCAAGUUGGAGCUGUGAAGUCUGAGAGAGAACAGCAGACGAGGAGCCUUAUGGAUAAGAUUGCUAAGAUGGAGGCUGAUAUCCAAGCGGCAGAACCUCUUAAGUUGGAAUUGCAGAAGGCUCGAGCUGAUGCUCAGAAGUUGAUUGUAGCAAGACAGGAACUUAUUGCUAAAGUACAACAGUUGACUCAGGAUCUUCAAAGGGCCCAUGCUGAUGUGCAACAGCUUCCUGCUCUGAUGUCUGAACUCGAGGGCCUUAGGCAGGAGUACCAUCAUUGCAGGGUCACUUACGACUAUGAGAAGAGAUUAUUUGAGGAUCACCUUCAGCAACUUCAGGUGAUGGAGAAGAAUUAUGUUACCAUGGCCACUGAAGUCGAAAAACUACGAGCUGAGCUUUCGAAUGCUGCUAAUGUUGAAGGAAGAGCUGUAGGACCACAAGGUGGCCCCAGUGUAAACGCUGGAAGUGAGGUGACUGGAAACUCUUCCGCGCAAACUGCACCUGGUGAUGGUUACAGUGUUCCUCAGGCUGGUGGACCUCCUCCUCCAAAUGCGGCUGCCAAUGCUGGGGUUAAUCCUCCCAUCCCUCCCAUUCCGCCUGCCGGAACUCCUGCAUAUCCUGGAGCUCCAUCUAGGCCCGCUCCUCUAAGGCACAACCAUGAUGCAACUGUGGCUGGUUAUGGCGCCGAGAGGGUACCCAGUUAUGACCCAUUCCGAGGCCCCAUUUACGAUCCACAGAAAGGCGGCUUCAGUUAUGAUGCACAGAGAGGAGCUGGUUUCGAUAUGCAGAGAGGGAAUUACAAUAAUGUGUACAAGGCACCUGGUCAUGACAUGCCGAGUGGACCUUCUUAUGAUGCUUCCAAGGGUCCACCAUAUGAUGUAAAAUCCAGAGGUGCUGCUGGACAGCAGCACGGGCAAGUCCCUCCGGCGAACAAUGCGCCCCGUGCAUCCUCAACCCCGCCAUCUCGCCCUGGUGGUGCUUAUGAUGCACCGCCACGAGGUGGAAACCCAGCUUGGAAAUAGGCUCGAAACAUUGCAACCUUGCGGCGGGCCUAUUCAAUAUUCUCGGCGACAGGUCGAAUCUUGUGUAGCUCCUUUCCUGGAAUAUGGAUCUCCUUCCUAGAGCAUCAAACUACUAUUAGUCCCACCAUGAUGGAGGAUGUAUUCCUGGUUAUGGAACGAGGGGGUUCUUUUGUUGAAAACCAUUGUCCCCGAUCCGACUCGCAUUUUGUAGUGGAAAGAGAAAAAACAAAGAUGUCGAUUUCGUUUC
This is a messenger RNA of Syzygium oleosum, 1743 nucleotides long. Its product is annotated as protein FLX-like 2. Bases 195 to 1496 code for a protein of 433 amino acids. NCBI's taxonomy places the organism in Eukaryota, Viridiplantae, Streptophyta, Magnoliopsida, Myrtales, Myrtaceae. The transcript is spliced from 5 exons. The record is from RefSeq and is a predicted model, not a curated record.